GGCAUGGAUAUCUCUACCCUCUCUAUAGCCUGUGCCUGGUCUGGAUCUCCCAGCAGGACCAAUUGACCAUGGAGAGAGGAAACCGCACAAGUGCCUCUGAGUUCAUCCUCCUACAGCUCACCAGCCGGCCCAAGAGCCAGAAGCUGAUCUCCAGGCCCUUCCUGGUCAUGUACUUCAUUGAGGAAGCAGGGAACUUGCUCAUCACUGCCAUUGGCUCAGAAUCCUGCCUCCACAUGCCCAUGUACUUCUUCCUUAGCAACCUCUUCCUGGUGGAUUUCUGCUUCAUCUCUGCCAUAGUACCCAAGAUGCUUGUGAACACCCAGAUGUGGACUCAGUCUGUUUCCUGCGGUUGUCUAACACAGAUCUGCUUUUGCAUUUUGCUUGCCAACAUGGACAACUUCCUCUUGACGGCAAUGGCUUAUGACCGCUUUGUGGUCAUCUGCCACCCCCUGCACUACUCCAUUGUGAUGAGUCUGCAAAUCUGUACCCUGAUGCUAGGAAGGUCCUGGCUCAUUUCCAACUUCCACUUCCAACUACAUACCCUCCUCAUGGCUUGGCUGGGGUUCUGCGCCAGCAACAGCUUCUUUUGUGACCUCCCUCCCCUGCUCCAGCUCUCCUGUUCCAACACCCAACUCAACCAGCUCAUGAUUCUGCUAGUGGGGGGCUUGAUCAUCCUUAUCCCCUUCCCUGGAAUUCUUGUCUCCUACAUCCACAUUGUAUCUGCUGUGUUCAAGGUCCCAUCUGCCUGGGGCAAACAAAAGAUCUUUUCCAUCUGUGGCUCCUAUCUCACUGUAGCUAUUCUCUUCUAUGGGACCAUCACAGGGGCCUACAUGAAUCCCUCAUCUUCCCAUUCAGCUGACAAGGAUUCGCUGGCUUCAGUGAUGUGUAUAGUGAUCACCCCCAUGCUGAACCCCUUUAUCUACUGCCUGAGAAACAAGGACAUGAAGAGAGCUCUAAGGAAACUGUUCAGUGUGAAGACUUUAUCCUGUGGGCUGUAACAGCAGAUUUCCCCUUCAGAGUCUCUGUGCUGGGAAGAGGAGGACGAAUCCCAGGGACAGGCUGCACACACAGAGAGCAGGAGGAACACAGACCUCAUUAUCCUGGGUUGUCACCAUGGUCAUGGCUC
Messenger RNA from Phyllostomus discolor (pale spear-nosed bat), 1126 nucleotides. RefSeq names its product olfactory receptor 1F12-like. The record is from RefSeq and is a predicted model, not a curated record. Gene Ontology annotation, biological process: G protein-coupled receptor signaling pathway. Gene Ontology annotation, molecular function: G protein-coupled receptor activity; olfactory receptor activity. Lineage: Eukaryota; Metazoa; Chordata; Mammalia; Chiroptera; Phyllostomidae. Gene Ontology annotation, cellular component: membrane.